AUGAUGUUCGACAUUACCGUCCUGUGGAAGGCCCCCCGGGUCAACCCUUUCAACAAGAAGGCUCGAUCAAUACCAGUAUUGAACCCCCUUAACCAGUAUGGCAGAGUGUUCACAUUCUCAUGGCUGGGUUUCAUGAUCGCCUUCUGGUCAUGGUACGCCUUCUCGCCGCUUCUGACCAAGACCAUCAAGAAGGACCUCAAUCUCUCCCAGGCUGAGAUUGCCAACUCCAACAUCUUGGCGCUCACGGCCACUCUCGUCGUUCGGUUUCUGUCCGGUCCCCUCUGCGACCGUUUCGGACCCCGGAAGGUCUUCGCCGGUCUGCUGCUUACCGGUGCGAUUCCUACCGCUUUGGCCGGCACGGUGAAGAACGCCACGGGCCUUACCAUCAUCCGAUUCUUCGUGGGCAUUCUCGGCGGGACGUUCGUCCCAUGCCAGGUCUGGUCCACUGGCUUCUUUGACAAGAAUGUUGUGGGCACCGCUAACGCCCUCAUUGGCGGCUGGGGCAAUGCUGGUGGUGGCAUCACAUAUUUCGUUAUGCCUGCCAUCUUCGAUAGCCUUGUCGAGCACUUCGACCUAACCCCUCACGUUGCGUGGCGAGUCUCGUUCAUCGUCCCUUUUAUCCUCAUCACCGCUACCGCGCUGGGUAUGCUCUUCUUCUGCGACGACUGCCCGACUGGGAAGUGGGAAGAGCGUUUCGAGAAGCUCAGUGAAUGUAUCUCCGAGUCCCACAAUGCUGGCGUGAUCGUAUACAACGACGGCGGCCAUUUGGACAAGGGCCCGGCAACUCGCAGUGACAGCCCCCCGGAGAAAGACGUAAAAGAUAAGAAUUCGGGCUUCAACUCCGACUCAGAGGCCGAAGCGCAAACUGGCGAAGCCAUUGUCGUCGACCAGUAUCAACACGAGGCCAUCGUCAAUCCUUCGCUCAAAGAGUUCGGGCAGGUUCUCAUCAGCCCCCAGUCCAUUACUCUCAUCUGCCUCUACUUCAACUCCUUUGGUGGUGAACUGGCGAUCAACGCAAUUCUCGGCGCCUACUACCUUCAGAACUUCCCGUCCCUUGGCCAGACGUCCUCCGGUCAGUGGGCCGCCAUGUUCGGUUUAGUCAACGUUGUUUUCAGGCCGGCCGGCGGCGUCGUGUCUGAUCUCGUCUACAAGUGGACCGACGGUAAUCUGUGGGCGAAGAAACUCUGGAUCCACUUCGUCUGUAUCAUGGCCGGUACCUUUUGCCUGAUCUUAGGACUUGUGGAUCCUCAUCAUCUUCCAACAAUGGUCGGAUUGAUCGUCGGCCUGGCCUUCUUCAUGGAUGCUGGGAACGGUGCCAACUUCGGUCUAGUUCCGCAUGUCCAUCCUCAUGCAAACGGCAUCUUGUCUGGCGCUGUCGGUGCAGCUGGAAACUUGGGCGGCAUUGUAUUUGCCAUCAUCUUCCGCUAUACCAACAUGAAUUACCAUAAAGGCAUCUGGAUCAUUGGCGUCUUCUAUAUUUCCAUGAGCCUGAUGACGAUCUGGAUCCCUCCGAUCCCCAAGGGACAGAUCGGCGGUCGCUGA
Messenger RNA from Eremomyces bilateralis CBS 781.70, 1542 nucleotides. RefSeq names its product high affinity nitrate transporter NrtB. The coding region runs from base 1 to 1542 and encodes 513 amino acids. The record is from RefSeq and is a predicted model, not a curated record. Gene Ontology annotation, biological process: nitrate transmembrane transport; nitrite transport. Gene Ontology annotation, cellular component: membrane. Lineage: Eukaryota; Fungi; Ascomycota; Dothideomycetes; Eremomycetales; Eremomycetaceae. The transcript has 3 exons. Gene Ontology annotation, molecular function: nitrite transmembrane transporter activity; nitrate transmembrane transporter activity.